GCAGCGACACUACCAUCGAGCUCGGCCCAGCUACGUGAAGAGAGGCUGCCCAGAGUCCGUCGCCGCCCCGUCCGACUUUGUGACUGAUGAAAGUUAAAGACCAUGGAUGAAGAUGGGCUUGAACUACAACCACAUGAUCCACAUGCAUUUUUUGAUCCAACAGGAGCUGAUGGAACACAUCUGAAUGGAGAUGAAAUUGUAGUAGAAAUACAGGAAACUGUAUAUGUGUCAGAUGUGGAGGAUUCUGACAUAACUGUUCAUAACUUUGUCCCUGAUGAUCCAGAUUCUGUAGUUAUCCAAGAUGUCGUUGAGGACGUUGUUAUUGAAGAUGUUCACUGUCCAGAUAUCAUGGAAGAUACAGAUGUAUCUCAAACUGUUAUUAUACCUGAACCAGUGCUGGACACUGAUGUCACUGAAGAAGUGUCUUUAGCACACUGCACUGUUCCUGAUGAAGUUUUAUCCUCUGAGAUCACAGCAACAGCAAUGUCAGUACCAGAGCAUGUACUUACUAGUGAGUCAAUGCACAUACCUGAAGUUGGACAUAUGGAACAUGUAGUUCAUGAUCAUAAUAAUGUUGUAGAAGCAGAAAUUGUUGCAGAUUCUCUGGAAGAGGAUGUAGUUUCAGAAGUAUUAGUAGCAGACUGUGCCUCUGAAGCUGUAAUUGAUGCCAGUGGAAUACCUGUGGGACAUGAUGAUGACAAGGGCAACUGUGAAGAUUAUCUCAUGAUUUCCUUGGAUGAUGCUGUCAAGACAGAAAAUGAGAGUUCUGGGGAAAUAACUAUAAAAGCUGAGUCAGACAGUGAUCCUUGUAAAAUGGAUGGUAUUUGUCCAGAAGUCAUCAAAGUCUAUAUUUUCAAAGCUGAUCCUGGAGAAGAUGAUUUGGGAGGCACAGUAGACAUUAUGGAAAGUGAAUCCGAAAAUGACCAUGGGGAGACAUUAAUUAAUCAAAAUAGCAGUGUUCGUAUUCCAAGGGAAAAAAUGGUUUAUAUGACAGUAAAUGAUUCUCAGCAUGAAGAUGAAGAUUUAAAUGUUGCAGAAAUUGCUGAUGAGGUCUAUAUGGAAGUCAUUGUAGGAGAGGAGGAUGCUGCAGCUGCUCAUGAGCAGCAAAUUGAUGACAGUGAAAUUAAAAGCUUUAUGCCAAUUGCUUGGGCAGCAGCCUAUGGUAAUAACACUGAUGCAGUUGAAAACCGGAAUGGUACAGCAAGUGCCCUCUUGCACAUAGAUGAAUCUCCUGGUCUUGGGAGAUUAGCAAAACAAAAACCAAAGAAAAGGCGGAGGCUGGAAUCUAGACAAUACCAAACAGCAAUAAUAAUUGGGCCUGAUGGGCAUCCUUUGACAGUCUACCCCUGUAUGAUUUGUGGCAAGAAGUUUAAAUCCAGGGGCUUCUUGAAAAGGCACAUGAAAAAUCACCCUGAGCACCUUCUUGCCAAGAAAAAAUACCGAUGCACUGACUGUGAUUACACUACAAAUAAAAAGUUAAGUUUGCAUAACCAUCUGGAGAGCCACAAGCUUACCAACAAAACUGAGAAGUUAAUUGAAUGUGAUGAAUGUGGGAAAAGUUUCUCUCAUGCAGGAGCUUUGUUUACUCACAAAAUAAUGCACAGGGACAAGGCAGCAAAUAAAAUGUACAAGUGCAAAUUUUGUGAGUAUGAGACAGCAGAGCAGGGAUUACUGAAUCGUCAUCUUCUGGCUGUACACAGCAAGAACUUUCCUCAUAUUUGCGUGGAAUGUGGCAAAGGAUUUCGGCAUCCAUCAGAGCUCAAGAAACACAUGCGAAUCCACACUGGUGAAAAACCCUACCAGUGCCAGUACUGCGAGUACAGGUCUGCUGACUCUUCCAACCUGAAAACUCAUGUAAAGACUAGGCACAGUAAGGAAAUGCCUUUCAAAUGUGACAUUUGUUUUCAGAUAUUUUCAGAUACCAAAGAGCUGCAACAGCACAUCAUUAUGCAUCAAGAAAGCAAAACGCAUCAAUGUCUGCACUGUGACCACAAAAGCUCAAACUCAAGUGACUUAAAACGGCACAUAAUUUCCGUUCAUACAAAAGAGUACCCCCAUAAGUGUGACAUGUGUGACAAAGGCUUUCAUAGGCCAUCAGAACUGAAAAAACAUGUUGCUGUGCACAAAGGCAAAAAAUUGCACCAGUGCAGACAUUGUGACUUUAAGAUUGCAGAUCCGUUUGUGCUAAGCCGCCAUAUUCUCUCAGUUCACACAAAAGAUCUUCCGUUCAGAUGCAAGAGAUGUAAGAAGGGGUUCAAGCUACAAAUAGAACUCAAAAAACACAUGAAAACACACAGUGGUAGAAAAGUUUAUCAGUGUGAGUACUGUGAGUAUAGCACUACAGACGCCUCAGGUUUCAAACGGCAUGUUAUUUCCAUUCAUACAAAAGACUAUCCCCAUCGUUGUGACUUCUGUAAGAAAGGUUUCCGAAGACCCUCAGAGAAAAACCAACACAUUCUGAGACACCAUAAAGAUGUUGGCUUGCCAUGAGGACUCCUCCAGAUGUUAUAAAUUUGGGGAUGGUGUGUAAAAUGUUGCUCUCUAGACAGUCGUAUUUUAAA
This is a messenger RNA of Gekko japonicus, 2561 nucleotides long. RefSeq names its product zinc finger protein, X-linked (gene ZFX). The transcript is spliced from 8 exons. Bases 103 to 2490 code for a protein of 795 amino acids. Gene Ontology annotation, molecular function: DNA-binding transcription factor activity, RNA polymerase II-specific; RNA polymerase II transcription regulatory region sequence-specific DNA binding; metal ion binding. Gene Ontology annotation, cellular component: nucleus. Gene Ontology annotation, biological process: regulation of transcription by RNA polymerase II. Lineage: Eukaryota; Metazoa; Chordata; Lepidosauria; Squamata; Gekkonidae. The record is from RefSeq and is a predicted model, not a curated record.